AUGUCUCGAUCAGUAGCAGAGAUCAUAACAGAUUUGUCAAGUUUUGAUCCAUCGACCGCUGAUAAAUCGCAACGCUUGUCACAUGAUUGUUAUAUGAUAUUGGUUGGCUAUCUUAAUAGUAAUGAUAAAUUGAAAAAGCUGAAAGACAUGAUCGAACAACGUGAAGGGUCAAACAAUCAGGAAACAACAGCUGCUGCAAGUAUAGGAGUUGUGGAAUGCGAAGAGGUUGAAACUAUUCUGCAACAUAUCACAUUAAAAUUUAACACUGAAGAAUUGACUGACACACGUCGGCAUCAUUUCGUUUACGAAGAUCAUUUCAAUACGGCUUUAUUCGAAUAUAUGGAAAAUAGUGCAUCCUUUGAAAAACUGAAGCGAAUAUGCCGUAAAUAUGAAGAAAACUCAAAAUUGAAUGUCGAUAAUGUGAUGAAGGAGCAUACGGAUCGUGCUAAUAAAACACACAGCUAUUUUGUUAACAAAGGCUUAUCAGAAGACGACGCUCUAGCAUCAGCAUUUGCUAUCGCAUUUUAUACAGGCUCAAGAAGUGAAGCAUGUAGUCGAGGCGCUAGCCUUGUUGCUCGCCGUGCCAAUGGUGUAGCUGUUGAACAAAGAACACAAGCAGAAAUGAAAGAGGCGUCGAUCAUUUUGUAUUAUUUAGUUAAAGGCCUUUCUAAUAUUACUUACCACUGGGGCUAUGUUACGCGGGCUUGCUCACUCAAAGAUAACGAACUGAAACUUUACACACCUGGUGCUUUAGUCACAUGGCUCCAGUUUAGUAGUUCGAAAAGAGGUAAAGACGUUGCUAAAGGUGGUGGUUUCGAAAAUCGUAACACCCAAUUCAAAAUUUAUUCGCUUACUGGGAGACGUAUUCAACACUUCUCCAAUUAUGAUCAUGAAGAUGAGGUAUUAUUCUUACCUCAUUCAACAUUUCUUGUCUUUAAACAUGUGACUAGCUUUCAUGGGGCGCAACACACGAUCUAUAUGCGACAAGUUGAGUUAGGCAUGUCAACAUGGUCGGUACUUUGGGUUGACGAUCGCAUUUUCGUUGAAGAUUGGGAAAAUAAGGCUCAUAUGGAAUAUGCAGCCUCAAAGGCGCUAAAUAUGAAUGUGCACUUUAUUCCAAAAUCAAGGACUGAUUAUGCAAUUUCAUUUCUUCAAUCCCCAUUUGGACAGCAUCUUAAAAGCAAAGACACGUUUCGCAUUGUAACUGAUAUGAAUCGUGAAAAUGAACAACCGGUACAUAAUGCAGGGGCACGUUUAAUCAAACAGUUAAGACAACUUGGGUUUCAAACUCAAUGUAUGGUAUUCACAAGUAGUAAGCGGAAAGGAGACGAAAUUAUGAAACAGGAACUGAGCGAUCAGGAACUAAAAAAUGUAAUUGUGACAACAAGUACUAGUGAUUUGAGACGUUUCGUUAAUUUCCAGUAA
Rotaria socialis is the source of this 1425-nucleotide messenger RNA. Lineage: Eukaryota; Metazoa; Rotifera; Eurotatoria; Philodinida; Philodinidae. The record is from the annotation of a GenBank genome assembly.